Messenger RNA from Cynara cardunculus var. scolymus (artichoke), 1622 nucleotides. Its product is annotated as 3-hydroxyisobutyryl-CoA hydrolase-like protein 5. The record is from RefSeq and is a predicted model, not a curated record. Gene Ontology annotation, molecular function: 3-hydroxyisobutyryl-CoA hydrolase activity. Bases 319 to 1458 code for a protein of 379 amino acids. The transcript has 15 exons. Gene Ontology annotation, biological process: L-valine catabolic process. NCBI's taxonomy places the organism in Eukaryota, Viridiplantae, Streptophyta, Magnoliopsida, Asterales, Asteraceae.
CACCAAGAAAAUAAGAGAAAAACAAAUACACUAAUUUCUUCCAUCUUUAAUCCAAGAUUCAUGAAUUAGAAGCUUCCCCACUCUUCUCCAACACCUGGCUUUCUAAUUUCAUUACGUAAGUUCAAGAUUCCAUCCCUAAUCUUUUGGUUAUGAACCCUAAUGCACCAUUACUUGCUACAUUUUCAUAAUCUUUAUCAAGUUUUAGCAACUGGGUAUCAAGAUCUUGUUCCUAAUAUUGAUUUCUACUUCUUUUUGUGAAAUUAUAAGUUCCCAUUUCAUGAAAUUUCACAGGCAGCUUGAAUUGGGUAUUUGAUUCAAAUGGCUGUUAGCCAAGAUGAGGAGGUUGUUCUUGCUGAAGAAAAGGGUAAUGUGAGAUUGAUCACCUUGAAUCAGCCAAGAAAACUGAAUGUGAUUUCGUCAAGAGUGGUUUAUCUACUGGCUGAAAACCUGGAAAAAUGGGAAAAAGAUGAAGAUGCAAAGCUAGUGAUUAUUAAGGGUGCAGGUCGUGCAUUCUCUGCCGGUGGGGAUUUGAAAAUGUUCUAUGAUGGCAGGAUAUCGAAGGAUUCAUGUCUUGAAGUAGUAUAUAGAUUUUAUUGGCUCUGCUACCACAUCCAUACCUACAAGAAACCACAGGUUGCUCUUGUUCAUGGGAUUUCAAUGGGUGGAGGUGCAUCACUUAUGGUUCCGAUGAAGUUUUCAGUUGUCACAGAAAAAACCGUCUUUGCCACUCCAGAAGCAAGUAUUGGGUUUCAUACUGAUUGUGGUUUCUCGUACAUCCUUUCUCGUCUUCCAGGCCAUUUGGGUGAAUACUUUGCGUUGACCGGGGCACGGUUGAGUGGUGGGGAAUUGGUUGCAUCCGGAUUAGCAACGCAUUUGGUUCCUUUAGAUAAACUACCGGCGCUAGAAAACCGUUUGGUAAGCCUGAACUCCGGCAGCGAGAGUGAAGUGAAAGCAGCCAUUGAAGAAUUCUCUUUAGAUGUUCAGAUUGGUGAAGAAAGUAUCUUAAACAAACGCCCGAUAAUUGACGAGUGUUUUUCAAAAGAUUCUGUGGAAGAGAUCCUAGAAUCAUUCGAAGCCGAAUCAAGAAAGGAAGGAAACGGAUGGAUCGUACCCGUGCUUAAAGGCUUAAAACGAUCGUCUCCUACUGGUUUAAAGAUAACUCUAAGAUCGAUUCGUGAUGGGAGGAAGCAAACGCUUUCCGAGUGUCUGAAGAAAGAAUUUAGACUCACAAUGAAUAUACUCCGAACCACAAUAUCCGGCGACGUUUACGAGGGUAUUCGAGCUCUUACCAUAGACAAAGAUAACUCUCCAAAGUGGGAUCCUCCAACACUUGGGGAAGUGGACACCCAGAAACUGGAUCUUGUUUUCCAGCCGUUUGAACAAGAUUUGGAGCUUAGGGUUCCUGAAAACGACGAACAAAGGUGGAGUGGGAAGUACGAGGAAUCGGUUUAUGCUUGAUAAGAAGAUCGUUGGAUUCACGAAUCUCGGCCGAAAGGAGGGAAAUAAAAUGGUUUUUAUGGACCUAAUAGUUUGUAUAAGCUUGUAAACCAGUUUCCAUAUGAAUAUGUAUGAAAAUACAGUGUCGGUUGUUUUAUAUGUGAAAUGUUUAUUACUGACUUUAU